Amphimedon queenslandica is the source of this 614-nucleotide messenger RNA. RefSeq lists its product as uncharacterized. The record is from RefSeq and is a predicted model, not a curated record. The coding region runs from base 76 to 444 and encodes 122 amino acids. NCBI's taxonomy places the organism in Eukaryota, Metazoa, Porifera, Demospongiae, Haplosclerida, Niphatidae. The transcript is spliced from 4 exons. Gene Ontology annotation, molecular function: GTPase activity.
AUUUGAUCUCAAUGAAUCUUUUUAUUUCUAAACUUACUUUCCCUUUAGACCAUUAGUUGACUGUAUCUGUCCAAAAUGGGAAUAAGUCCAUCAAGAUAUCAUCUAGUAGAAGUAGAUGAAUUGAAAAAAAAGAUUCAAGAAUUACGUGACAGUGCUUUAAGAAAAAUUGAUGACUCUCAUAAGAAAUAUGCCAAAGGAGGAGUUACAUGCAUAAAUAAUGAAAAAUUGCAGCUAUUUCUCCAUCAAAUUGAGAACAAAAUGCUCCUAGUAGCUGUUGUGGGUGAAGGCAGUUGUGGCAAGAGUACUCUUAUUAAUGCCUUUUUAAGAGACAAGAUCUUACCAUCAGGAAUUGGAAAAGUUACUGGUUUCAGGAUAUUUAUUGGACAUGACCGAGAUGUUCAUAAAACCCCUUGUCAGAAAGGGAAUUGUAGUGUGAGUACAUAAAAAAGCCAAAAGCAAAUGGUAAAAUCUUAAUAUUCCGCAUUUAUUUAAUAGAAUUGCCCAUAUUUGGUCAAAGGGAUUGACCAAAGAAAAGACAUAUUUUGCCGUGGAGUUAAGGAAAUUGCUUCAAAAAUAGCAGAAAAUAACCGAUUAGAUGAGAAGAAUCAGAUAGA